Messenger RNA from Branchiostoma floridae (Florida lancelet), 2667 nucleotides. Its product is annotated as forkhead box protein F1-B-like. The record is from RefSeq and is a predicted model, not a curated record. NCBI's taxonomy places the organism in Eukaryota, Metazoa, Chordata, Leptocardii, Amphioxiformes, Branchiostomatidae. The coding region runs from base 606 to 2108 and encodes 500 amino acids. The transcript has 3 exons. Gene Ontology annotation, biological process: regulation of DNA-templated transcription. Gene Ontology annotation, molecular function: DNA-binding transcription factor activity; sequence-specific DNA binding.
AAGUGUCCUUACGAGAAAAAAAGCUUGACAUUAUGAAAGACAGAAAACUGCUCCGUCAACGUGCACGUAUAUGAAGACUUUUCAUUCAAGGUUUUAUUUUCGAAAACUAGGUAUUGUUACUUUUGUCUGUCAGUCUUCACGUGAGAAAAAAGACAUAGAAUCGUGAAGGAGGAGCUACAAAAUCCACAAAUUACAGCACUUCAAACAAGCUGGAAGAUUAGCGAGGACUGCCCAGAUUAAACAGAACGUCGCGGGGGACACACAAACAAAGGCCCGGCGACAAUCCGGUCGGUCGGCGCAUGGGUAAUAAGGUCGGCCGGGGGUAGUAGUACGGGGGUAGCCAUGGCGGAUGCCAAGCGCGGGUUGGCACGGGAGUUUUACCGGCGUUUCUCAACGAAAGAAAACGAGAUGUAGCGACUUUUGUGAGAUAUCCAAACGAAAUCAGACGGCAGAGAUAUUCGAGUGACGAUUGGAUUUGCGUUUUGCCGGAAUACCGACCACAGAAGAUGACAUGGAGGACCUAUGAGUGAGAAAAACGUCGUCUGCAAGAUAGUCUCCCAACUGAUGCUGACCUCCAGGGCUCCAUCCCCCCCUGCCUCACCAGGAUGGACUCUCCCACCAGCCAGCCGCCCAGCAAGCGCCCACGGGUGGGGACAGACACCGACUCCUCCGAGACAGCCUCCUCGGGGAAGCGUGCGUCCCUCCCCGCCAAAAGAAAGAAGAACGCUGCGAACGUGAGGUGGAAGAACUACCGGCGGACGGACGAGGUGGAGGGGAAGCGGAAGUACCAGCGCUACCCCAAACCGCCGUACUCCUACCUGGCCCUGGUCGUCAUGGCGAUACAGAACGCACCUGAGAAGAAGCUACCGCUGAAGGAGAUACACGAAGCACUCAAGAAAAUGUACCCGUUCUUCCGCGGUGACUACACGGGUUGGAAAGACUCCGUACGCCACAACCUGUCCACCUACAAGUGUUUCUACAAGGUGCCUAAGGACCCCAGCCGCCCGUUCGCCAAGGGGAACUACUGGGCCGUGUACGAGGACAAGGUUCCGAAGGAUGCCUUGAAGAAACAGGACAGUUCCAGUGAGCGAGAGGGAGAGGCCGACUACGAGACUCCAGGGUCUGUGUGCACCACUACUUCGGAAGACUCGGGAAACCUCGCGGGCAGUGAGAGCCCUGCAUCCGAGGUGUCCUCCCUGCAAAGUCCCUUCGCCAUAGACUCUAUCCUGCACGCGGCGGGACCGAGCGAGACUGCAACGAGCGGCAGUGUGAGACCGAGAGUUUCGCCCAAAAAAUUCCAGGACACUGCAGUGCAAUGUGGUGGUGACGACGAUUCGUCAGAUUCUGAUUCCGAUUUGGAUUUGGACGACUUCGUGGGGACCGCGAUCAGGACUUCGACGCCGUCGGGGACCGUACCGACGCAAACGGCUGCCGAGAGGCUGUCCUCUAGCGCCGUCUACCCCCCGCGUCACCCGGUCGUGCCGAUCUCACAGUACAGACGGUCUCCCUGCUUCUUCCCGCCGUACAACACCGCGACGAGCUCCAGUUCAAGUUCGUUAUCCUCCAGUGAGUACGAGUGCCACCAGCCUAACGGACAUGCCUUCCCCUCCAGAAGCCGGUACGGUGACCGAGACUUUCUGGCUACCGGCGCCAGGGCCUACCCGAACUUUCACAGUCUCCUCCCCGCCAGCAACGACAGGAUCCCAGCUCCUAACGCCAGCAUCUUCCCCGAGAACAGAUUCUCCGGUGCCACCCCCGUGCGGAGUGCCAGCCCCUUCCCGCAGGACAGAUACCCGUCUCCGAACAGAACUCGCGGGUCAGAGGACAGACCGUCCCCGGUUAGCCGGGAGUACCAGAGACUGCCCCAUCAGCGGUACCCCACCAACCCGCCCAUGCCCAGGUACGACGUGGUGGACCCAGAACCGUUCUACCGUCCGACCGGCCAGCAGAUGUUCAACUACGACAAACUCCUGUCCGUGGUUCCGCCCAACAAGAGUGUUCUGGACUUGAUGUGCUAUAACCAGCCCAUCCCCUUCUCUAACUUGAGACCGAACUAUCCUUCGUACUUCCCGCCACCACCUCCACCACCUCCGAACUUCAGAUACUGAUUCAAAUGUCACACAUUGUAAUAUAAGAUGUUUUGUUGUAACUGUAACGAAAGAAGCCUUAUUUUCAUUGAAAAGCUCCAAGUUGUAAUUAUAAAGGCUCCAGUUGUAGCUGGAAUGAAAUACGUUCUUAAACUUUUAUCACUGAAAAGCUGUUAGCACCUAGGGAAACGUUUGUAUCAGGAAAACCAUAUUUGGGCCCAAUCAAAUGAGCGUGAUUUGGGCGAUUAUGAUGUUGUAAUGUUCAUGUUUUUGUUUUGUUUUCAUUUACAUUUUGCACAUUGUUCGUUUUGCCUCAUUUUGCACCUUUUCCCCAGUUUUCCAGUAUUUUGUUUGCACGUACACGUCUUGUUAAAACGAUCUACAUGUGCUGCUCAAAUGUACACAAAACUGCUGCUGCUGUUCAUGAAGUUUUGUAUAGACAAUCCUUUUGUAAAUAUGAGCGAGUUCUACCGUUUCUACUGAGAAUAAGAUACUAGUAAACUGUACAGCGACAUUUUCUAUAUUUAUUUCAGUUUAAGGUGACGACAGUUGUUGAAUAAAAGUUUGUUUGCUUUUCUAA